This is a messenger RNA of Penaeus monodon (black tiger shrimp), 970 nucleotides long. Its product is annotated as glycine-rich protein 23-like. The transcript is spliced from 2 exons. Lineage: Eukaryota; Metazoa; Arthropoda; Malacostraca; Decapoda; Penaeidae. The coding region runs from base 1 to 810 and encodes 269 amino acids. The record is from RefSeq and is a predicted model, not a curated record.
AUGAAGCUCCUGGUCUUAGCAUUCGUAACUGCUGCCUACGCUGCCCCUCAGGGGUACAACUUGGGCACGCCCUCUGGCCCUUCCUUUAACUCUGGCAGUUGUAGCAGUGGGCAAGUGCGGCACGUGGAUGGCAGCUGCGUGACACCUCAAGUGAACAGCCGUGUGUUCCUGUACGAUGUGCCAGCAAAUGAAGCUAUCGUCAAUCGGCCAAGCUACAUUCCAGAACCUAAAUUGGAACGCAAUAUCAUUUUUGUAAGAUUGCCUGAAGGUGCAGAUGGACCAGAACCCAUCGUCGUACCACCGCCACAACAACAACACGUCGUGUAUGUUCUGAACAAGCAGUCUGAACAGGACCAGCGAGUGAUCGAGGUUCCAGCACCGCCACAAUCGAAGCCCGAAGUGUUCUUCGUGAACUACGCAGAAGGAGAGAACCCGACUCUUCCCAGCGGAGUCGACCUCCAGACGGCGUUGAGCGCAGCUUCCCAGGGCGGCGGGCAAGUUGUUGGAGGCGGUGGCAUUGGAGGCGGCAUCGGAGGUGGUUUCGGUGGAGGCAGUGGAGGUGGUUUCGGCGGUGGUAUCGGUGGCGGUUUCGGUGGUGGUAUCGGAGGCGGUUUCGGUGGUGGUAUCGGAGGCGGUAUCGGAGGCGGUAUCGGAGGCGGUAUCGGAGGCGGUAUCGGAGGCGGUAUCGGAGGCGGUAUCGGAGGCGGUAUCGGAGGCGGUAUCGGAGGCGGUAUCGGCGGAAGCAGUGGAGGCAGUGGUAUCGGAGGCGGCAGUUACUCCCCUCCUUCUAACGUCUACAGCACACCUUAAGGACAUCUAAUUGCCAAAUCUUUCCUCAGGAUAUAAGGAUUGAUAGGAUGGUUCAAUUCAUCUGAUUCGCUCUUAUAUAAGUUAUUAAUAAGUGAAUUGUUCUAUUUUAUAUUCUUAUCUAUUUAUCUGUAUAAGCGAAAAUAAAAGUUACAGUUAAAAU